Messenger RNA from Diachasmimorpha longicaudata, 998 nucleotides. RefSeq names its product protein Skeletor, isoforms B/C-like. NCBI's taxonomy places the organism in Eukaryota, Metazoa, Arthropoda, Insecta, Hymenoptera, Braconidae. The record is from RefSeq and is a predicted model, not a curated record. The coding region runs from base 1 to 477 and encodes 158 amino acids. The transcript is spliced from 5 exons.
AUGUGUUGUACUCAAGAAGAAGAUGAAUACAACGACAAGUACAUAGGGAAAUUAAAUGCAUAUCAUCAUCAAAUUGCUGGUGAUGUUUACGCGGUGGACGAGUACACAUUAUUGUUGACGGCCUUCAGUUACGAUGGUACCGGCGCAGAUACAUUCUUUUGGGCUGGUGCAACCAAUCAUCCUGGUCCUCAGGGAUUCAUAGUCCCGGACGAGUAUGGCAAGACGAACGUCCUUGACCGGUAUUUUAAUAAGGAUUUUACACUUCCACUACCGGAUAACAAGAAGAUAACGGACAUCAAGUGGUUUGCCAUUUACGAUCUAUCAAAUCAGAUGUACGCCCUUGGGGGCCCUUAUAUUUCGUUCCCCCUUUUUUACCAUCCGCGUACCCAAGAACUGUCGUCGACCGUUCCUACCCCUACAUUGCUGUUGACAGUGACAAGGCAGAGGAUCGGCCGGCACGAUGCUUAUUUCUCCUAGUUUACUAUCCUCUGUGCGUGGUUUAUUCCUGGCGGACCGCUCAAUGUGUAAUCGAUAGUUAGUCGAUUGGACAUAGACGUGAGCAAUUGGUGAACGGCUGAUCGAUCGUUAAGGCGGUAUUCUGGAAAUUCAAAAAAAUCGAUUUUUUUUUGCAUACUUUGAAAGUUUAGACGAUUAAGAAUAUGCCCUUAAAAGAUUUUUCAAAAUUCGAAUUAUUUUUGGAGAUACAGAAGACUUUGUGGCGCGUCAUCUAAGCCGGCCGAGUGAAGCGAAUCACGCAAUAAACGGCAGAUGUUACCGGAUAACUUGAGGGCUCGUUCUUUCUGGAAAUUCUUUUGUACUCGACAUAAAGAAAUUCGGAAAACAUCGCAUAUGAAGUAGAGGAAGGCCCAAUGUAUGGAGCUCGUAUCGCCGAUUAGUCUAAAAUCACUGAAAGGGGUGGAAUCAUGUCAACCAGAGUGCACCGUUUUUUUGAGGAAUUUUGGAUUUUUUUUUUAUAAUUUUGUUUUAUAUUGUUGAAA